AAAAAUAACUCACAUAUAAAUCGUACAAAAUUUUAAAUUGUCCCGAUCUGAACCUAAUCACGAACAUAUUUGUUUGUUGUUAUUCCUUUGACUCCUAGUAUAGUUAGGCUAAGUGCUAUUUGAAUUGCCUUUUUAAACUAAUUUUUUAUUGAAAAAAUUCAUCAAGUCUUAAACUUUUUCUUCACUUUUAGAGUUGAGUAUGGGAGAAUACUCUACAAAUACACCUCUAUUAUCAAGUACUGACACAACCCAUUUUGAUCUUGAGAAGAAAUCAUCAUCUUUUUUGAAAUUAUCAGUAAAAUGGGUUUUAAAAUUAUUAAUUUGGGUUGUAUUUAUUUCCUGGAUUUCCCUUAUGUUUUUCUAUCCUUCAAAGUUUGUGAAUGAUGUAUUUUUCAAUACAUGGGUUACUGCUACUAAAGGAACAUUCUUUGGGCUCCCAGGAAGUUUAUUUUUUGCCUUCUCUGCACCAGUUCUCAUAUUGGCAUUUCUUGCUGUUUUGUAUCUUCUCGUCUCAGAAGAUCAGAUUGAAGAGAAGAAAACUUCAAAAUGUCCAUCUUACAGGCUAUGGACAUUCCCUGUAUUGGUGAAUGGGCCAUUUGGAGUGGUGACUGCAGCAGAAUUGAUAGGCAUACUCUUGGUGGUUGCAUUCGUAGUCUGCGCUUGUAUAGCUUAUGGCAUACGUAUCUUCACCGAAGUUCCUCAAAGGCAUAACUUCGAAUUCUCCGAGAGGUGUUUGAAGAUUGAGAUUGCCGGAGCUAAAAUUGGGUUGAUUGGGUUGUUUUGCUUAUCGCUUUUGUUUAUCCCUAUUUCGAGGGGGUCUAUGCUUCUUCGCCUUGUAGACAUUCCAUUUGAGCAUGCUACAAGAUAUCAUGUUUGGUUAGGACAUCUUACCAUGGUCCUCUUUACUUUACAUGGAGUUCUUUAUGUGAUCGCUUGGGCAAUGGAGGGUCGAUUGAUUGAACAAUUAUUGGAAUGGAAAGAUAUCGGUGUGGCUAAUCUUGCGGGUGUCAUAUCUCUUGCUGCUGGGAUCUUGAUGUGGGUGACUUCCCUUCCCGGAGUAAGAACGAAGAAUUUCGAACUAUUUUUCUAUACCCAUCAACUCUAUGUUGUCUUUGUCAUCUUCCUAGCUUUGCACGUUGGCGACUUCAUCUUUCUCAUGGGUGCCGGAGGCAUAUUUCUCUUUAUACUUGAUCGUUUUUUGAGAUUUAUCCAAUCUCGUAAAACCGUUGAUGUAAUCUCUGCCACUUCUCUUCCUUGUGGAACUGUGGAGCUAGUGCUUUCAAAACCUGCAUGCCUUAAGUAUAAUGCUCUCAGCUUUAUUUUUCUUCAAGUUCGGGAAUUAUCUUGGCUUCAAUGGCAUCCGUUCAGCGUCUCAUCUAGCCCACUGGAGGGUAAAUACCAUCUUUCGGUUCUCAUAAAAGUUCUUGGAGAGUGGACGGAUAAUCUUAAAGGGAAAAUUUCAAACAAAGAAAACGAGCCUCAGAAGCUUCUUGAAGAUCAGCUAAAGUCCGUGCUGACUGCUUCUGUAGAGGGGCCUUACGGACAUGAAUCACCAUAUCACUUAACGUACAAGUACUUGGUUUUAGUAGCUGGUGGAAUCGGUAUUUCUCCUUUUCUCGCUAUCCUAAGCGAUGUUAUUCACCGUCUCAAAGAGGGAAAACCUUGCACACCGAAGAACAUCAUGAUUGUUUGGGCCAUAAAAAAGUCGGAUGAACUUACACUUCUUUCGAUGAUAAAUACCGACUCCAUCGAUCCCAUUUUCUACGAUGCCUUAAACCUAGACAUCCAAAUUUAUGUCACUCGAGAAACGGAACCUAAAUUGGAAGAAGGGAAUGCGUUUGGAACGAUGAACACGUGCACAUAUCCCAUCUCAAAACGAUCUGCCAUCUCGGUUUUGGUUGGUACAGGCGAUACCAUAUGGUCUGGUCUGUACAUCGUUGCUUCUUCAAUCGGGUUCUUAAUCUUGCUAGCUUUGGUAGAUCUCCUUUACAUAAAUCCGAAGGGUAUAGUUACUUGGUGGUACAAAGGCUUUCUUGUGGUAGUGUGCAUGUUAGCAGGUGUUGCGAUUUUCGGGGGGCUAACCGUGGCCCUUUGGCAUCGAUGGGAGCGGAGAAUGUUGGCGUCCGAAAGUCAUGACUAUGACUCUAAGAAAACUAACAAGUCGCUCAAUAAUGUGGUGGUCGAGCACAAGAAUUCUAGCCAACAGUAUCUUGUGAAUUCAAGCACUCUUCGUUAUGGAUGUCGACCCAAUUUCGAAGAAAUAUUUGCAUCAGUGUCAGACAAUUGGGGAGCAGUUGAUGUGGGUGUGUUAGUAUGUGGCCCUGAAACUCUUACUUCAAGUGUUGCUAAGGAAAUAAGAUCACACAGCCUUAAUAGAAAGCCUAACCAUCCAAUUUUCCACUUCAAUAGCCACAGCUUUGAUCUUUAGAUCAAAUAUACUUUGUUUAUAUACUUUGUUUUGUUGUAUUAGAGAUUGGGCUUUGAUAUUAUUUAUUUAAAAAAUGUAAAAAACAUAUGUAUAUUAUGUAAAGGAGAUAAUUGAUAUAGUAUAUUUUAGAUGUAUAAUUUUAAUCAAAUAAUAAAAUAAAAUAAUGUGGUAAUCGUACAAAAUAAUGUUGGUUUAAUAA
This is a messenger RNA of Amaranthus tricolor (Joseph's coat), 2627 nucleotides long. Its product is annotated as ferric reduction oxidase 7, chloroplastic-like. Bases 200 to 2428 code for a protein of 742 amino acids. Lineage: Eukaryota; Viridiplantae; Streptophyta; Magnoliopsida; Caryophyllales; Amaranthaceae. Gene Ontology annotation, cellular component: plasma membrane. The transcript is spliced from 9 exons. Gene Ontology annotation, molecular function: oxidoreductase activity. The record is from RefSeq and is a predicted model, not a curated record.